Messenger RNA from Striga hermonthica, 2406 nucleotides. The record is from the annotation of a GenBank genome assembly. NCBI's taxonomy places the organism in Eukaryota, Viridiplantae, Streptophyta, Magnoliopsida, Lamiales, Orobanchaceae.
AUGGCAGAAAUCGUCCCGAUCGGCACAAUCCUAGCCGUCCUCUCGCGCCAGAUCAUCAAAACCGCGGCAGCCGCAAACGACAUCCUUCUCGAGCACGAGAGCUUCGGGCUCCUUUCAAAACACCUCCUCGAAAUCGACCCGGUCCUCACCGAGCUCCAGUCCCGCCACCUGAGCGACUCCCCCGCCGCCCGCCUGGCUCUCGAGUCCCUCGAGUCCGACAUCAAGAAAGCCAAUUCCAUCAUCGACAAGUACAAAAACCGGGCGCGCUUCUACCUUCUCCUCAAGUGUCGCCACAUCGUGAAAGAGGUCCAAGACGUCACCCGAGAAAUCGGAACAUCCUUCUCGGCCCUCUCCCUCGCCAGCGUCGAGACCCUCUCGGGAAUCUCCGAACGAGUCAAAAGGCUGCAAGACGAGAUGCAACGGGCCCAUCACGAGGCAUCCUGCUCUCGUGUUGAGAUCGUCGAUAAACUCAAGCAGGGCCUCACGAACAGCCCGGAUUUUACGAACAAUAUGCUGAAGGAGAUCGCGCGGGCCGUGGGAGUUCCAGUCGAGCCCGACGUGAUCGACGGGUUCAGGAGAGAGAAAGAGGAGGCCGAGUGCCGGAUAGAAAAGGCUGAACUCCUGUUUCUCGAGCAGGUCAUCGAGCUCUUGUCACGAGCAGAUGCUGCUAGGGAUUACGAACACGUGAAGGAUCAGUACUUGCAGAGGGUUAAAGUGAUCGAGCGGUAUGACUCCAAAGAGGAGUUUAUCGAGCCCUUUAAGCCCUUCUUUUGUUGUAUAUCUGGGAACGUGAUGGCGGACCCCGUUAGCCUCUGCACGGGGACAGCUUGCGAGAGGGAGGCUUUAGAGGCGUGGUUCGAACGUGGGGAGAAGACAGAUCCCGAGACGGGUGAGGUUCUCGAGGACUUUACUUACAGGCCGAAUGUGCAGCUGAGACAGUCGAUCCAGGAGUGGAGGGAGCUUAAUUAUUGUGUAAAGAUUCGGUCUUGUAGAGGGAAAUUGUUGUCCGGGUUCGAGUCCUGUGUUGUGGAGGGUCUUUUGGUGGUGAGGGAGCUUGUUCGGGAGAAUUCGGUCAAUAGGGAUUGGGUGUCGAUCGGGGGUUUGACCGAUGUUGCUGUUCGUAUGGUCAGGAGUGAGGUCGAUGAGGGUGUGAGGAGGCUUUUGUUGGUGACUUUGAAGGAUAUUGUAGAUGGUCAUGACAGAAACAAGGAAAUUUUCAUGGAGAAUAAGGGGAUUGAGAAAGUUGUUCCUUGCUUAGGGAUGGAUUCAAGCAUAUCAAAGGCUGCUCUCGAGUUGCUGCACGAGGUUCUGCUUGAUAAAUCCGGUUGGAACACGCCUUAUUGUCGGAUGCUUUCUCAGGAGCACGACUUAAUCUUGCAUCUCGUUUCCCUUCGUAAAACAUCAGCCGAUGAAACUGCCAAAAUAGCAGAAGAAAUCUUGUUGAAGCUUUGUGAAGUAGAUGAGACUGUCAUUAUUCGAGCAGCUAAAGUGGACUGGUUCAGACCACUCAUCGAUAAGCUGAUCCAAGGAUCAACACCAGUAAAGGUACCACUUGUGAGAGAACUUGUUAACAUGGAGCUCGAUGACCGGAAAAUCGACUUACUUGGCAAGGAAGGAAUAAUUCCCCCCCUCCUCGAGAUGGUUUCUGAAAACAUCGAAUCAAAAGACGUCUCGUUACAAGCACUCGUAAAGCUCUCGAUUUCCCCUCACAACAAACCCCUCAUUGCAUCUUUCGGCGGUGUCCCUCUCAUUCUAAACCUACUCUCGUCCCCCAACAAGCCCCCCGUCCUCAUAAUUGCCAAAUGCGCCGAGAUUCUCUCCAAUCUUUCCUCAAAUGGCGAUGGUACUAAAUUUCUAGUCGACGAAUCGAGUAACCGGCUCAAUUUGCAGCCCGUAAUCACGUCCUUGUUAUCUUCCCAAGUAAUCCUCCACUCUCCGGACACCAUCCGUAAACCCGCCCUGCGGUCCCUCCUCGCGAUCUUCCGGUCUGACUCUAUGCUCGUCAAGUUCGCGGUCCUCUUCGCCGGUGGCGUUUCCGUAAUUCUCCCUUUGCUUGACGACUCGAAUCAAGAAAUUCGUGAACUAGCAAUCAGUCUCCUCUUUCUAUUUUCCCACCACGAACCGGAUGGCAUCGUCGAGUACCUACUAAAACCCAGACGUCUCGAGGCUCUAGUCGGACUCCUCGAGAAUCCAGACGGGGAGGCACUAGGGCUGCUGGAGAAGGUGUUCUUGUCGAGGGAUAUGGUAGAGGUAUAUGGGCCAGCGGCCAAGGGUCCGCUCGUGCAGCUUGCAGGCCGGAGCUUUUUGGAGGGUGGGCAUCUUAAAAGGAAGGCGACUAGGGUUUUGCUACUUAUCGAGCGGUACUCGAGGUCGUCUACAUCAUUGGUGGCAGGUUUAAGCGAUUGA